This is a messenger RNA of Pocillopora verrucosa, 2664 nucleotides long. The record is from RefSeq and is a predicted model, not a curated record. NCBI's taxonomy places the organism in Eukaryota, Metazoa, Cnidaria, Anthozoa, Scleractinia, Pocilloporidae.
AUGGUGGUCAUUAAGAAGAGCACUGGAAAGAUAAGGUUAUGUAUCGACCCAAAACCUCUGAAUAAAGCACUCAGGAGAAAUCAUUUUCCCCUUCCAGUGAUCGAUGAUCUACUACCACUGCUUACAAAUGCUAAAGUCUUCAGUGUCGUCGACGCAAAGAACGGGUUUUGGCAUGUGCAGCUAGACGAUGAAAGCAGUCUUCUGACCACAUUCGGUACCCCCUGGGGAAGGUUCCGCUGGACGCGGAUGCCCUUCGGCAUAUCACCCGCUCCGGAAGAGUUUCAGAGGAGAUUGGAAUACGCCCUGGAAGGUCUUGAUGGAAUUAAGCCAAUAUUUGAUGAUAUCCUUGUUUUUGGUGUCGGAGAAACAGAAGCUGAAGCACUUUCUGACCAUGAUGCAAAGCUGACAGCAUUGUUAGAACGCUGCCGCGCUACUGGCAUUAAGUUGAACAAAGAGAAGCUUAAGCUCCGUCGCAAAGAAGUGAAGUUUAUGGGACAUGUUAUAUGUCAAGAUGGUCUUAAGCCUGACCCAGACAAAGUACAAGGUAUCAAAGAGAUGCCAACCCCGACAAGCAAACAAGAUCUCAAGAGACUUCUCGGCAUGGUAAAUUACCUCCAGAAGUUCGCUCCUAACCUGUCAGAAGUUACAGCCCCAAUGAGAGACCUCUUGAAAGAAGGGAACCAGUUCCGUUGGGAUGAGCAAGUACAAGGUUGUAGUUUCAAGCGAGUUAAGGAGAUACUCUCAGCUGCCCCUGUCCUCAAGUAUUUUAACCCCAAAGACGACGUGGAAUUGCAGUGUGAUGCAUCAGACCGAGGACUUGGUGCAUGUCUUAUGCAAGGAGGCCAGCCCGUGGCUUAUGUAUCUCGUUCCAUGACAGAAACAGAAGUGAACUAUGCCCAGAUAGAGAAAGAGAUGCUUGCAAUACUUUUCGGAGUAGAACGUUUUGAGCAGUUUGUAUAUGGUCGACCUGUCAAGAUCCAAACUGACCACAAACCCUUGGAGAGCAUCUUCCGUAAAAGUCUACUUAGUGCCCCUAAACGUCUUCAGCGAAUGUUGCUAAGAUUGCAGAAGUAUGACCUCCAAGUGUCUUACAAAAAAGGGACUGAAAUGUAUCUGGCAGAUACACUGAGCAGAGCAUACAGAGUGCACAAGAGCACAAAAGAAGAUGUAGCAGAAGAUGUUAUGUACAUAGAGAACAUGAGAGGAGACACUGAAAGAGAGCUAGAGCACAUCAAUAUGAUACAAUACUUGCCAGUAUCGGAACCAACGCUGAUUGCCAUUCAGCAAGCAACAGAAUCCGAUCCUACCCUGAGAGAGCUGAAGAAAACAAUCAGGCAAGGUUGGCCAGCUACCAAGGCUGGGGUAUCAGCAAACAUCAGUGGUUACUUUACAUUUCGGGACGAACUGUCUUUGCAGAAUGGACUGGUCUUCAAAGGUGAAAGACUAGUUAUCCCUAUGAGCGUGAAAGCUGACAUGUUGGCUAAGAUCCACCGGAGCCACAUCGGCAUCCAAGGCUGUCUCAGAAGAGCAAGAGAAGUAGUUUACUGGCCUGGGAUGAACAAAGAUGUCGAAGAUUAUGUAGCAAAGUGUGCCAUUUGCAACAGCCAGCCUGUCGAGCAAGGAAAAGAGCCAAUGAUUUGUCACGAACUGCCCAGUAGACCAUGGCAGAAAAUCGCAGUGGAUUUUUUUGAUCUGAACAGUGUAGAUUUCAUGGUGACCGUUGACUACUAUUCAAGCUUCUUUGAAGUCGACAGAAUGACAAGCAAGACAGCAGACGAAGUUGUGAAGAAGUUGAAAGCCCAUCUUGCCCGCCAUGGAAUUCCCGACCAGCUUGUAUCGGAUAAUGGACAGCCCUUUUCUUCCGCAAAGUUCCAACAGUUCGCAGACACUUAUGGUUUUGAACAUAUAACAAGCUCUCCAACAUAUCCUCAGUCCAACGGCAAAGUCGAGAACACGGUGAAGACAGCAAAACAUCUGCUAGAGAAAGCCGUCAAGUCCGAACAAGACCCAUAUCUUGCCCUGCUGGACUGGAGAAAUACUCCUACAGAAACACUCAACUCGUCACCUGUUCAGCGAUUAUUCGGUAGAAGAACAAAGACUCCACUCCCAACCUCAAACCAAUUGCUCAAGCCGAAGCUACCAGAGGAGGUUGAUCAGAAGUUCAAGCUACAAAAGGCUAAACAAUCCCUGUACUACAAUCAAGGCGCCAAAGAACUGAAGGAAUUGCGCCCAGGAGACACAGUGCGAUUGCAGCCACUAAAAUCCCACUUGGGAAAGAAGAAGGAUUGGACCCAAGCAAGAGUCGAAGGCAAAGUCGACAUAAGGUCCUAUCAAGUCAGAACAGAAGAUGGAAGAGUUUAUAGGAGGAACCGCAGACACCUGAGACAUACACGUGAAGUGAUGCCACACAGUGAAGAUGGGACGAGAUUCUCCCCAAAGGCAACACCAAUUUCUGCAAAUUCUGGUAAUGAAAUACCAUCGGUACCACCUUCCACACCAAGUACUGCAGUCAGUAAGGACCAAUCAGACACAGUACCUUUGCAGAACACGGACAAGCCACAUCCGGAAUAUCCACCUCAGUCUGCAGCAGAUAAGCAGGAGAUUUCCCCAUUGGUGACCACCACUCGAUCUGGACGAAUUGUGCGACCACCCACACGUUACUAG